This is a messenger RNA of Babjeviella inositovora NRRL Y-12698, 2755 nucleotides long. RefSeq names its product ubiquitin-specific protease (gene UBP13). NCBI's taxonomy places the organism in Eukaryota, Fungi, Ascomycota, Pichiomycetes, Serinales. The transcript has a single exon. Gene Ontology annotation, cellular component: cytosol; nucleus. Gene Ontology annotation, biological process: protein deubiquitination. Bases 316 to 2724 code for a protein of 802 amino acids. Gene Ontology annotation, molecular function: cysteine-type deubiquitinase activity; cysteine-type endopeptidase activity. The record is from RefSeq and is a predicted model, not a curated record.
CACAAAACGCACUAUAAACCCCAGCUGGCUAUUUCACUGUCAGCACCUCCCGCUCUAUUGCAAUCACAGUUACACCACUAUCCAGCUAUCAGCUCUGAAUUCCCAUCGUACGGUGCCAUUGAAAGCCUCUGAAAUACGGCUACUGGUAGACUCUGCUAAAGUGUCAUUUUUGCUAGCCAGUUUCUAUUGAUACUCCGUUGCAUGUAUUGAUUCUUUGCUACUCUUCAAUCCUACAUUGCUAUCUAUCCCUCUACCGAUACCCCGUAACUCCAUUGAAAGUUCAGAAUACAUUUUUGUUAGCCACUCAAGCUCAUUAUGCCGCUAAAAAAAUGGAUCUCCAACAAGCUGAACGCCAUCAACGCUGACGCCACCAACGCCGAUACUAACGCCACCACCAAUGUGGACGCUAAUGCCACUGCUAGUACCACCGUUAAUGCCACCGCCACCACCGAUACGUCUUUCAACGAUACCCUCUCCAAUUUAUCCAUCGAAACCCGCCCAGAGACCGAUGAAGCGAACCCCAACAAACCUCAGCCGCUUCCACCGUCGCUUCCACUUCUGAUUCCACCGUCAGCCCCACUGCUUCCAAUUCCAUUACACGACACCAGCAUAUUAUCAGAACCCGGCAGCAGCACCACCUUGCCGUACGGCGAUGGCUCGCGAAAGGUCUUUGGGAUGGAAAACUUCGGCAAUACGUGUUACUGCAACUCCAUUCUCCAGUGCCUUUACUACACGCAUCCGUUCCGCCAGAAUGUACUUAAGUACCCCCAGACCGCGCCCAGACCCCGCAAAACCAACGUCGAGGGCUCGAAGCCGCACGCGUUCACCAUUGCGCUCGAGAAGGAACGCGAGAAGGAGCGCGAGGCCGUGGAGGCCAAGGCCAAGGCCAGACGGUCGUCCUUCUUCGGUGGAAAGAAGGACACGCCCAACGGUGGUUCUCUCACGACAACCAUCUCGAACCUGUCCAGUGUGAUCCUCGUGGCGCUGUCGGACGUGCUCGCGCCAAUAACGGUAGUGGGCACGACGGCAGAUCCGCGCGCAAACUCCGACACGCGUAAGAAGGCCGCAUUGAUCAACGGGCCGAUCCUCAACGUCGACCACUCGCUCGCGACGGCAUAUGCCAUGCAAGAGUCGCUCUACACCGGCUUGAAGGAUGUGUUCGAGUGUAUGGUGGAGAACGGGUCCAACUUGGGGGUGGUAUCUCCCAGUAACUUGGUGGAGGUGUUGAAACGUGAGAACGAGUUGUUUAGCCUGACGAUGCAUCAGGACGCGCACGAAUUCCUCAAUUUCCUCAUCAACGCGGUGAUCGAGUCGGUGGACGAGAUGAAGGGCGAGGACCUGAAUUGGGCCACGGACUUGUUCCAGGGCUUGAUCACCAACCAGACCAAGUGCCACUCGUGUGAGAACAUCUCGUCGCGCGAUGAGCCGUGCCUCGACCUUUCGGUGGAUGUGGAAACGUAUUCGUCCAUCACCGCGUGUUUGAAGGACUACUCUAAGCAGGAGAUCCUCUCGCAGAGCAACAAGUUCUACUGUGAUAGUUGCCAGUCGUACCAGGAGGCGUCCAAGUCCAUGAAGUUAAAGCGGCUCCCCAAGGUGUUGACCUUGCACUUGAAGCGCUUUAAAUACAACGAGACGCUCCAGCGCAACACCAAGUUAUUCAACACCGUGUCGUACCCGACGGACUUGCGCCUCUUUAACACCAUUGACACCAUCGAUGGCCCCGAUACGUUGUACGAGUUGUACGCGUGCGUGGUGCAUAUCGGUGGAGGGCCGCACCAGGGCCACUACGUUUCUUUGGUCAAGCGCACCAGCAACACGUGGCUCCUUUUCGACGACGAGUUGGUCGAGUUGGUUGACGACAAUUACGUGCUCAAGUUUUUUGGACCUGGCCCUGGCCUCGCUUCCGCGUAUGUCUUGUUCUAUCGCCAAGUAGAGGACGAGGAGGCCUUCCGCGAGGCAGUGCUCUUCAACGGGACCGCCUUGGAAGCAACCUUUGUGCCCACCAUGGCCCAAGCAUCCCGCACCAACUCCGCCGUCGAUACCAGACGCUCUUCCGUCAGCCGCACCCUCUCGCGCACUGCCACCAAUGAGCCCCAGGACUUGCGCCGUCGCGCAUCUGUCAACGCGUCGAACAUCAAGAUGGGUGGCGGCCCGCUGUUGUCCAACCAGCCAUCGGUCAGCUUCACGCAGCGCCAGCUCUUUGACUCGAUUUCUGAACAGCAUGGUGAGCUAGGGUACGGGAAGUAUGUAUCGAACGGGUCGGUGAACGGGUCACUGAAUACCGUCCCCACCGAUCUGCCGCUGUUCCUGAACUUUGAGUUUUCGUAUGGGACCCCGGAUGAGCGGUUGUCGACAUCCCCUGGCGAAUCCCUUGAUCCGACGAGGAGGGUCCCGCCACCGCCGCCUCCACGGAGAAAUGGCUCCGCCGUGGGUAGCAUAACGGCUCCAGCUGCUCCUGCUGCCCCAGUUGCUCCAGUUACCCAGGCUGCCCCAAUUGAGAUUCCGGCUCCAGCUGUGAUUCCCACCGCUCCCCUUGCGGCGUCCGUGUCCAAUCCGUUCGGUGAGCCGGUGAAAAAGGUAGGACUCCGUGGAUUGCUCGGAAAGAGCGGCCAAGACGACACGAAGUACUCUAACGGAACGUCCACGGCGUCCACUGGCUCCGCGUCUGUCGUUGCUCAGGAAAAGAAAAAGAAGCGCAACAUCUUUGGCUUCAAGAAAUCGUAGAGACAAAAUGUACAAAUAAAAACGUAACGAA